CUAUUUAACUGUAAUUUUAUAACUUUAUUCAUUGCUAGCAUGGUAAAAUCCCCUCACUCCAAGAAUCACUGUAAGAGUGGAAGAGUGACUAGGCAUUCGAGACGCUAUUAAAACGACUAGAAUCAGCCGCUAGUUCUAGUUCAGAGUUGAUAUAAUGGCCGAAAAGCAACCUAUUUCCAAGGAAGAAGGCAAUUGGCCGGAACUUUUAACAGACAGAGCCGGAGACGAUAACCAAAGCAAUGGCUUCUCUGCUCCUCCUCCUGUCACGAAUAUUAACGUGCCAUUAACUGAAGGGAUAGAGGAGAUUGAUCUAUUGGCUCCAUUGCCACCGCCUCCUGCCCUCCUAGAUUUAGACAUAACUGGUGUACAAUCGACUUUUGUUCCUCCUGUUUUGAGUCAAGAUGACACUACGCUAUUGCCUAAUACGAUGAACGACCAGAAUUUAUUAACAGUUGAUAGUACACAAUCCUUUAAUCUCAGCCCGUCUCAGUUCUCUCCUACUGGUGGGGCUGGUAAUUUGUUGUCGUUAUCACUCAGUCAAGAUAAUUGUCAAUUACAAGAUGAUAUUGCAGGUACCACUGCAUUAGCAACUGAUCUUUUAAGUUAUCCGAAUAGUCAGUCGUCUCAAACAAUGUCCGAUCCUUUAACAUGGACUAGACAAACUGAAGAUCUAUCUACCGUGUUGUCACCAACCAUUAGCAGUCAAGAUACACCUGCUAAUAAUACGACUGCUUUAAGGAAUCAAGAGCAAUCACGUCCUUCAGUUAGUAAUCCAUCAUUACUAGAUAUCACAUCAAAUCCUCCUCCAGAAAGUAUUCCAGUAUCUUCUACUCUUCCUAUUUCUACAUCAUCAGUUCCCACAGCUGCUACUACUAGCAGUAUAGUCAUUAGUUCACUCGAUCCUUCUAUAACUGAUCAAGAGAUUAUUGAACACAUUACUACUGCAUCCGUUACUAACAUUAAAGCUUUAUAUCGUAACUCUCCUACUGUUUGUACCGUGACGUUUCCUGAUAUGGCUGAUGCAUUUAGUGCUACUGUGCUGUUGAAUGGGCUGGAGAUGAAGGGAGCAUCCGUACAAGUGAAACUUAAUGACACUUGCUCUCCUUCACCAUCUAACAAUUAUGUUCACCAGAGGUUUGAUAUGUCGAGAGAAUUGUAUCAAUGCUUUGGCAAUGAUGCUAUGGAAGACAUUAAAAGAUUAGAGCAAAAUGGUGGGCUCCUCACCUAUUCACCUGGCUCCCUUUAUAUUGAAGCACCAUCCCAUGAUCUAAUUGACUCAUUUAAGAGGAACACAAUAGCUAAAUAUACUGAGAAAUCUGUUGUACUAACAGAAAUGCAGUGGGAAGAAUUAAUGAUGAAUGACGGAAAGAAUUACAUUGAGUUAGUUCGACCUUUUGAGACUAAUUCUCACAUCAUUAUAUUCCCAAUUCGUGAUGGUGCCUGUAAGCUCCUUAUCGUUGGCACUGUGGUUGCUGUAGAGUCAGCCUACACCUACUGCUGGAAUAAUCUAGCCAAAGACAUUAGAGUUGAAAGGGUCAAACUUGAAGCAUUAAAAGCAUUCCAUCCUAGUCUCUCUAAUGAUAUUUUCAUGCAAUAUCAAGUGGAACUUACUUAUUCUAAUGGAGGGAUUUCACUCAAUGGCUUGUCUCAUAAUGUACCACUAGCUCGUGCUGAUGUGGAGAAGAGACUAUUGGAAUUAGUAAAAUCUGCUCUUCCUCCGUUUAAGCCGAUCCUUUUCCUCUCUUUUAAAAGGAAACUCUCCUCACUGAAUCCUAAAACAGCAAUCAUUUCUAGCGACGGAGCUACUGAUUACAUUUGCUGCCGUAAUGAAGAAAGCCUUCAAGAGAUAAUGAAGCUGAUUCGUAAAAAGAAAAACAAAGAGAUUACUUUAUUGGGACCAGAAGCGCUGGAGAGAGUACGUUCAAAGCUUUUAACAGUGAUCCAGCGAAUCGAGCAAGAUUGCUUGGUCGAUAUUUCAAUAAAAACAAAGAAUAGCAGUAUAAUAAUUCAUGGGUACGUCACUGCUGAUCUCACUGAUGCCAAGGAAAGGAUCCAGGCUUUAUUGAAGAGCUCUGAAUUCGUACGUAGACCACUAGAGGCUCCUCCUGGUAUUGCUUUGUAUGUUCAUCAUUGCCUUUUCAAGCAACCAACUGAAGGUACUAAGCAACUAUUGACUGGUUUAACAUCUAAAGUCACUAGUUCAGAGGAUGUCGUUUAUUUUGAGGGACCUUGUGACGUCGUCAGUGAAACUGAAAAGAAACUUUUAGAGUAUUUUGUCACGUCGGAACUAGAAUCUAAGGAAUUUCCCUUUUCCGCUGAUUGUCGUUUUAUCUCGCACAUUGAGUCUGAAGUUCUUAGACAACUCCAUCAAAAGAAAACCUUUACCCACGUCAUCACUCGUCACAACAAGGAGGACUCCACCCAGCAGUCUGGCCGCUCCUCAAGGCAGGGUCGACAUCAUUCCUCAUCAUCUGAAGGUUCUUCAAAAGGAUUUACGAUAUCGAUUUAUAGUACUAGCAUUGAGGACUUUCAACAUGUCUGCUCUGAAAUGGAGACUUUAAAUCCUCACACCGAGUCAAUCUCUGUAUCUCCUAAAUCAACGGAUUAUAUCAUGAAAAGGAAGCAAGAGUUUGAGAAAGCGCAUUCAGUCAGAAUAUUUCUGCAAGGAACCUCAACCCAAUCACCCAAAGUACUAGUACAUGGCAUAAGAGACAGUGAUAUCCUGGAAUGCCAGGCACAAAUUGAAGACUCAAUUUUUGUGACUAAAACUAUUGAAGUCACUGGAUAUCAGGUAGUCUAUCUGAAGACGAAAUGUCAUGAUAAGCUAGAGAAAUUACAAGGGAAAUGUCGUACUAUCCAAUUACCACAGCCAAGAGUGGAGGCUUACCAGUUCUCAAAGAAGUUUACUAUUAGUGUGAUGGGUAAGUCAUCAGCCGUUGAUGGAGUGUGUGACGAAUUGAAGGAGUUUCUUUGUGACUUUACAGUCAAUAAAUUUGCUGUGACUACUACACAGAAUGUCAUUGCUCAGUGGAAGAAACGAUGGGUACAAGUGAAGAAGGAAUUAGAAUCAGAGCAUGAGAUUAUGCUUGAAUUUUAUGAAAAGGAUGAAGAGAGAGAAGGAGAUGAAAGGAGAGGAGGAAGAGGAAGGGGAAAACCAAAAGCACCAGGCAGACCUAAUGAAGCCACCAGAAGACCGUCUACUGCCCCGAGUACAGAAAUAUCUGUAAAUUUUACAGUUUAUGGUUUAAGUAAAGAGUCUGUUGAAAAGGUUAGUAGCAUUAUUAAGACUCGUGAAAAUGGAGAGACUGUGAAGCGCCAGAUCCAAAUCAAGGAUAAGUAUAGGCUACCAACUCGCAUUGUUGAGCUAGCAAACUCACUGGAUAUUGCUAGUAGUGUCUGGCUACAAGUACAAGGAAAGAGUCUUACGGUGAUUGGUCUUUGCUCAGCUCCUGAAGUGGUUGAUUCUACUGUUGAGAAGAUAACCAAUCAUUUGGAAGGUUCGUCUGAAGAGACAGUCACUUUGCAGUAUAAUGAUGACUUUAUUUCUGCUGUCAUGACAAGUAAAGCUAAAAUAGUUCUUAAAGAAGCUAGUAAGGCUGCUGAAAGAGAGAAAGUUAGAAUUUCUUUGAAUUUUAGUGACAAGCCUUUCGUUGUUUUUAAGUUUACUGGUCUAACAGAAAGUGUUCAGAUCAUCAAGAAAUUAGUCGAAGAGGCCAUUGAAGCUAUUUCAGAAGGUAAAUCCACGAAAACAAUUGAUGUGGAUUAUUAUAAGGCUCCGUAUUUUAAAACCCAAGAAUUUGAAAAGUUUUCUGAACAAGUACAAGUCCAGUACUCGAUUAUAAUUACCGCAAACAACAGAGUUGUUAUUAGCAAGGAAUUGAAGCCCGCCCCUUCUUCCCAUUCCCUUCAAGUGUCAAUCGUAUCUGGUGACCUCUUGAGUGAAAAUGUCGAUGCCAUUGUAAACGCAGCUAAUGGGGAUUUAAAACACAUUGGUGGAUUGGCAAAGAAAAUAUCAGACAAAGGUGGUGAUGCAAUUCAGACUGAGAGUAAUAAAUAUGUAUUUCUCAAUGGCCCAUUGCUACCUGGUAAUGCAGUUUGUCUGGGUCCUGGCAAGCUGCCUUUUAAAAAUAUCAUUCAUGCUGUGUCUCCAAGAUGGACUGGAGGCCUUUCAAAUGAACAGGGUUUUUUAGAGCAGGCAGUAUUAAAUGUGUGCUUAGAAGCUCAUAAUAAUCGUUUAACAAGUGUAUCCAUUCCAGCAUUAGGAACUGGAGUGUUUUCAGUGCCUGGACCAGUCUGUGCAUCAGCUUCUAUUGCAGGCUUGAUCAAGUUUUGUAAAACUGUCAGGUCCAGCUCACUUCUCUCUGUUCGUUUUGUUUUAUUGCCUAGUCUAGUGGCUAAUUUUGAAGCGGCUUUGAAAGCACAAAAUCCUCAACCAAUUCUUCCACAAGCUGUUCCUAUUCAGUCUCCUCCAUUAACUCAAGGGCAGCAGUUGAUGUGGAGUUGGCGCGAUGAUGAUAACUUGUUCAAACCUUAUGAUCAAUAUACUAAUAGCCUCCUCAGUCAAAGGUAUCAGCAAAACCCUUUAGCUCCUUGCCAGAUAACGGUCAAAGGUACAAUAUACGAGAUUGAUUUUAAGAGCAUGGUGCAAACGAAUACGAGAACAAAUUUCACGCGUAAAAUUAAGUUGUCACAAUCAAGAGAUGAAGUGGAAGUAGUUGAUGAUACUGAGGAGACUGAUGGAUCACCAGGUGAUACUGUUCAAUGGUAUUAUUUCAAUGAUCAGCAGCAAUGGACACUCUAUGAUGAUCAGAGCUCAAGUCAGUUGGAAUCAUGGUAUCAGAAUAACUCACCUACAGGCCAGCUGGUCAUUGGUAGGCACUCGUACACAUUCGAUUUUGAAAAUAUGCAGCAGAAAAAUGCUAGCACUGGGAAUGUACGAGCCAUGAAACGAUUGUGUCCAUCAGAUGAUGAUGAUGAUGAUGGUGAUUUAGGAGCUGUCAAGUGGUCCUUCAAUAAUGAUAAAGGAGUAUAUCAGGAAUAUAGUGAAGAGCAUGCACAACAGUUAGAGGAAUGGUAUCAGAGUGGUACAAGCGGUAGACUCAAUAUUAGAAAAUUCACUUACUCGUUUGAUUUUGAGAAUAUGACCCAGUGUAAUACAAGGACCAAUACAACUCGUAGUAUCAAACGAGAAGGACCAGAUGCUCCAGCUAGUAAAGCAACAGUGAGCAAAGUCCCAGUGACUCUCUGUGGCCCAAGGGAGCACAUUGAUAAAGCAGCAUCGGUUCUGCAGAGUAAACUGGACAAAUGCCUUUCUAAUGAUACACUUAAAAUACCGUCCUCAUCAAAGCAAUUAGAGAGGUAUUUGCAUAACAUAGCUACUCGGCAUACCAUUAAGCUUGAUAUAAUUUCAUCGUCUGAAAGUGCAAGGUCAGCUAGGCUUGUGGGUGUUACACACCUUGUUAAGGAAGCCCUGACAGAAAUGCAGAAAUGUUUGCUAACUCACAUGGAAACUGCUAAUAAAGGAAUGACAGUACAGAAGCCUAAGGAAUGGCAACCUCAACAAAAAACACUGGAAAUAUUUGUGGUAAAGGAAGGAACUAGAGAGUACCAGCAUGUGGUGUCACAGUUCCAGAGAACAAUGCCUCGUGUAACUGUUCAUUGCAUUGAGCGCAUUCAGAAUCAGUACUUGUGGGAAAAGUACUCAAACCAUAAGGCAGCACUACAGAAGAAGAAUGCUGGUCAAGUUAAUGAGAAAGAGCUGUUUCAUGGAACAAGGAACAAUGACCCAAAGCAAAUAUAUGAUUCAGAGGAAGGCUUUGAUAUGAGGUUCAGUGCUAGUGGGAUGUGGGGACAAGCUAAUUAUUUUGCUGUUAAUGCCAGCUAUUCUGAUUCUUAUGCACAUGGUCCUUGUACCAAAGGAGGUAAACAAGUGAAGCAAAUGUUUUUAGCUAAAGUUUUGACUGGAGUCACUUAUCAAUGUGCUUCUAAUUCUAGCUUACGUAUGCCUCCUGAAAAACCUUCAUUUGUUCCAGCUGGCUCAGCAUCUAAUAACUUCCAAUUAGGUCAAGUACGAUAUGAUACUGUCAGUGGAAAUACUCAUGGAUCUGAUGUUUUCAUGACUUAUGACAACUUGAAAGCUUAUCCUGCAUAUUUGAUAUCUUAUGAUUGUCCUCGACGCUUUUUUUAAAUACUAGAGCUAGUACUAUUUGUUUUGUGAUAUGCUGAAAUUUGUUUUGCUUCUUUACAGUUUAGAUAUUAUUGUGUGUAGUUGCUUUAGUUUAUU
Amphimedon queenslandica is the source of this 6283-nucleotide messenger RNA. RefSeq lists its product as uncharacterized. Bases 155 to 6187 code for a protein of 2010 amino acids. Gene Ontology annotation, molecular function: RNA binding; NAD+ poly-ADP-ribosyltransferase activity; zinc ion binding. Gene Ontology annotation, biological process: protein poly-ADP-ribosylation; negative regulation of gene expression. Gene Ontology annotation, cellular component: nucleus; cytoplasm. Lineage: Eukaryota; Metazoa; Porifera; Demospongiae; Haplosclerida; Niphatidae. The transcript has 4 exons. The record is from RefSeq and is a predicted model, not a curated record.